Molecule: messenger RNA, 1539 nt
Organism: Platichthys flesus (European flounder)
Lineage: Eukaryota; Metazoa; Chordata; Actinopteri; Pleuronectiformes; Pleuronectidae
Product: small integral membrane protein 44-like
Exons: 2
Coding region: 860-1429 (189 amino acids)
Source: RefSeq, a predicted model, not a curated record
UGAUGUAUAGUUUCCGAACCCUGGGAAUAUUUACUGGCCACAAAGUUCAUAUUGCAGUUUUGCCAUGAAACUGCAAUAUGAAUUGUGUCAUAUUAGUGAAAUUAUGUGACAGGAUAUUUAUAGAUAACCUUCUGCUUAAGAUGAAUUAAUGCUUGAUAUAUAUUUAUCCACUGAGUGAUGCCGGUUUAAACCCUGGAGAAACUGGGUUUACUGUAAUAUAUGUAUCAUAUAUAUGUAUAUGCAAUGUGGUCAUGGAGGACCAUAAGCCUCUUUGGCAUAUUACCGUCCACCUCUCGUCGCUCAUAUCUCUAAUCCCUGCAGAUGGAAAGCUGAUAUUGCUCUGUGACAGACUCAAUCCUAUUAACUGUGUCUGUCCUAUAUUCACCUCUCCUCCGUCUCACAUACCUUGCUCCGCUGGAAAUUUGACAGAGGACCCCCUCUCUGAAAAACCUAGAAAGAGGAGUGCUGGGAUUUAGGUCUAGACAAGAGAUUAGGAGAAGUGGCACACUUAUGAUAUGAGAUUUUUUUUCCUUGUCUGGUGAACUACAUUUUUGCAUUAUUCCGUUGCAGCUCAGAGACCAUGUUCUCAUUUUUCAAAACCAUCUUGACGUUUCCAUCUGUCCGUCACUCCUUCCACCCAUCCAAGCUUUAGAGAACAUUAUAAAUCUUCUAACGCUCAGUUCCUCUCCCUCCUCCUCUCUGAUGAUACCCGUUUUCCCAAUGAAGGAGCCGGAUCUUCACCAAGACAAUGAAUCCGUCACCAGCCAGAGAAGCAACCACCAAGUUUCACCCCCUUCUCUGAACAGGUUCUCCUUAAAAGAGGGUGUCUAUCUGUCAAAAUAUACGAACCACCAAAACCAUGAACCAAUCACCAUUCGUGUCCCUGAACGCCUCGGGAGGAGCUCUGCUGUUGAACCUCUCACACGUGGCGUUGGAGCACCGACAGCUCCUGCAGCUGUCCGGGAGGGACGAGGACGAGGCCUAUUUUGUGGACUACAUCCCCCCAGCUAGAGACGCCAUAACUCUGCCGCGCAAUGUGGUCUACGUCCUAAUUGGGGUGGUGUUGGUUGUAGUGGCCACUUACGCCAUAGUGGGACACCUGAUCAAAGAUCUGAUGCAUGACCUGGCAGACUGGAUGUUUGGGCCCAAACCGGUGGAGGAUGAUUCAGAGGAAGGCAUGGCGGAGCUAAAAGACGAGCCGCGCCUGAGUGUUGCCAGUAAACUAAUGGAGAGAGACAUGCUGAGGAUGGAGAUGGAGAAGGACGGGCUUCUGCCUGGUUUCCACCGGGGAGAAGGGGACCACCGCCGCCCAUCCACCCCUCAUCUGCUGAGGAGCUCCAUCCCCUCGUCGUACCCUGGAGAAAAAAGGAUAUCUACUCAUAGCGUGACCUUCGCCUGCCCCCUGACCCCUUAUGUCACUUCCCUCUGAGUUCAAAUUAAAGUCAUAUCUCAUAUGUUAGUGCGGUGAUCAGUGUUGUGACUUAGUUGUAGUGAUGCUAAAGUAUUUCAUUUAAUUAUUAAAAGUUAAUGUGAACACAG